Molecule: messenger RNA, 1876 nt
Organism: Solea solea (common sole)
Lineage: Eukaryota; Metazoa; Chordata; Actinopteri; Pleuronectiformes; Soleidae
Gene: gnat2
Product: guanine nucleotide binding protein (G protein), alpha transducing activity polypeptide 2
Exons: 9
Coding region: 1-1053 (350 amino acids)
Biological process (GO): detection of chemical stimulus involved in sensory perception of bitter taste; adenylate cyclase-modulating G protein-coupled receptor signaling pathway
Cellular component (GO): photoreceptor outer segment; photoreceptor inner segment; heterotrimeric G-protein complex
Molecular function (GO): GTP binding; G protein-coupled receptor binding; GTPase activity
Source: RefSeq, a predicted model, not a curated record
AUGGGUGCCGGAGCAAGUGCCGAGGAUAAAAAGUCCAAGGAGUUGGAAAAACAACUCCAGCAAGAUGCUGAUAAGGACGCUAAAACUGUCAAGCUAUUACUGCUUGGCGCUGGUGAAUCAGGGAAAAGCACCAUUGUAAAACAAAUGAAGAUUCUGCAUCAAGGUGGUUACACAAAAGAGGAACAACUGGAAUUCAGAGCGAUCAUCUAUGGCAACAUCCUACAGUCUGCUCUGGCCAUCAUCAGAGGCAUGGAGAUGCUUGGCAUUGGUUUUGGCGCUUCCUCUGCACAGGAAGACGCACAGAAGUUGCAGAACUUGUCAGACUCCAUCGAGGAGGGCUCAAUGCCAACUGAGCUGGCUGAUGUUAUCCAGAAGCUGUGGAAAGACUCUGGUGUGCAGGCCGCCUUCGAUAGAGCUGCUGAGUUCCAGCUCAACGACUCUGCUGGAUACUACCUCAAUGAAAUGGACCGAAUCUGCAAGGCAGAUUACCUGCCCUCUGAGCAGGACGUGCUGCGAUCUCGAGUCAAAACAACUGGUAUCAUCGAAGAACAGUUCGCCUGCAAAGAGUUGCACUUCAGGAUGUUUGACGUGGGUGGACAGAGAUCAGAGAGAAAGAAGUGGAUCCAUUGUUUUGAGGGUGUGACCUGCAUCAUUUUCUGUGGGGCUCUCAGUGCAUAUGACAUGGUGCUCGUAGAGGACGAUGAAGUGAACCGCAUGCACGAGUCCCUCCAUCUAUUCAACAGUAUCUGCAACCACAGAUUCUUUGCACUGACCUCCAUCGUGCUUUUCCUCAACAAGAAGGAUCUGUUUGAGGACAAGAUCAAAAAAGUCCAUCUGAGCAUCUGCUUCCCAGAUUACGAUGGUUCCAACACGUACGAGGAUGCCAGCAACUACAUCAAGGCACAGUUCCUGGAGCUGAACAUGAAGAAGGGUGUGAAAGAAAUCUACUCCCACUUGACCUGUGCCACGGACACAAAGAACGUUGAGAUCGUGUUCAACGCUGUGACAGACAUCAUCAUCAAAGAAAACCUAAAAGACUGCGGUCUUUUCUAAGCAGCAGCACGAUGAAAAGAGAACGUCCUUUCCUACCUUAACCCCUCAAAUAUCGGCAUCGACUGAGAAGUGUACAGAUGGAGCAUAGAGGAUCCUCCAUUUGCUGCAUUUAUGCCAUCACUCUCACGCCACGUCCUUGACUGCUCCUCACCAUCUCCAUCACCAGCUCAUCCCUGCAACACAGUGCACGUCCAGCUGGGCUGAAACAACUAUGAAGUCACUGUAUCGUUGCUGUGGACAGACCGCUUUCUACAAGAAGUACAGUAUUUAUGCAACAGCAGAAGCUGCUGCAGAUGAAAUAGUUGCUCGUUUGAUCCUCAUUUCUUCCCUUUGACUACUAUUUCGUGAGUUAAUAUUUAUUAUUAAAAUCCAAGCCGUAAAAUGAAUAAAACAAUAAUAUAAGAGGGGGAAAUAUUAAUAUUGUGAAUAGCAACAUGCAACCUUGUUUUUGUUUUGAGUACACUAGUCUCUGUGGUCUUGAUGUUGUGCAAGUGUAAAAAGUAUUACGGUAUUUUCCCCAGCACUUGCAAAAUAUCAAGAUGACAAACAAAAUUGUACAUGUAUCUACUUUAAAUAGUGUUAAUUUAUUCAAUUCACUCAACAUUUAAAUGUGAUGAAUUACUUUCAGAAGGUCAAACAUGGUAGAGGAACUUUGUAUAUAAGAGUAGAUAAUUCCUUCUAUUUUGAACGAUAAACCUAUGAUUAAAUACAUAAAAGAAAGACUAGUGGGAAGAUGCUUUAUUAUGACAAUGGAAUGGAAAUCUACCGAGUUUGUCCUUUCUUAUGAAAAGUAGAAGCAUGAAAUAAAGAUGCAUCAACUUCA